AUGGACCUUUGGACUCGACUACGCACGGCUGCUAUCCAUGGUCAUAUUGACGUCAUAAAAGAUCUGAUCAGGGAAGGAGCUGAGGUCAAUAAGAAGGAUAAGUGGGGUGAGACAGCAUUACACCAUGCUGCUGAGAAUGGUCAUUUUGACGUCAUCAGAUAUUUGAUCAGCGUAGGAUAUGAAGUCAAUGAGGAGGAUAAUCGUGGUGAGACAGUAUUACACCGUGCUGCUGAGAAUGGUCAUAUUGACGUCAUCAAAUAUCUGAUCAGUGAGGGAGCUGAGGUCAAUAAGGGGGAUGAUCAUGGACGGACUGCAUUACACCGUGCUGCUACCAGCGGUCAUAUUGACAUCAUCAAAUAUUUGAUCGGUAAGGGAGCUGAGGUAAAUAAGGAGAAUAUUCAUGGACGGACUGCAUUACACCAUGCUGCUUUGAAUGGUCAUAAUGACGUCAUCAAAUAUUUGAUCAGUGAGGGAGCUGAGGUCAAUAAGGAGGGUAAUCAUGGAUGGACUGCAUCACACCGUGCUGCUAGGAAUGGUCAUAUUGACGUCAUAAAAAAUCUGAUCAGGGAAGGAGCUGAGGUCAAUAAGAAGGAUAAGUGGGGUGAGACAGCAUUACACCAUGCUGCUGAGAAUGGUCAUUUUGACGUCAUCAGAUAUUUGAUCAGCGUAGGAGAUGAGGUCAAUAAUGAGGAUGAUGGUGGUGGGACUGCAUUUCACCAUGCUGCUGAGAAUGGUCAUAUUGACGUCAUCAAAUAUUUGAUCAGCGAAGGAGCUGAGGUCAAUAAGGGGGAUAAUCAUGGACGGACUGCAUUACACCGUGCUGCUAACAGUGGUCAUAUUGACGUCAUCAAAUAUUUGAUCAGUGAGGGAGCUGAGGUCAAUAAGGAGAAUAAUCAUGGACGGACUGCAUUACACCAUGCUGCUUUGAAUGGUCAUAUUGACGUCAUAAAAUAUUUUAUCAGUGAGGGAGCUGAGGUCAAUAAGGAGGGUAAUCAUGGACGGACUGCAUUACACCGUGCUGCUAUGAAUGGUCAUAUUGACAUCAUGAAAAAUCUGAUCAGGGAAGGAGCUGAGGUCAAUAAGAAGAAUAAGUGGGGUGAGACAGCAUUACACCAUGCUGCCGAGAAUGGUUAUAUUGAAGUCAUCAAAUAUCUGAUCAGUGAGGGAGCUGAGGUCAAUAGGAAGGAUAAUGGUGGUGGGACUGCAUUACAACGUGCUGCUAACAUUGGUCAUAUUGACGCCAUCAAAUAUCUGAUCAGUGAGGGAGCUGGGGUCAAUAAGGAGGAUAAUGAUGGUUUGACUACAUUACACCGUGCUGCUAACAAUGGUCAUAUUGACAUCAUCAAAUAUCUGAUCAGUGAGGGAGCUGAGGUCAAUAAGGAGGAUAAUGGUGGUGGGACUGCAUUACACCGUGCUGCUAACCGUGGUCAUAUUGACGUCAUCAAAUAUCUGAUCAGUGAGGGAGCUGAGGUCAAUAAGGAGGAUAAUGGUGGUUUGGCUGCAUUACACCGUGCUUGUGAGAAUGGUCAUAUUGACGUCAUCAAAUAUCUGAUCAGUGAGGGAGCUGAGGUCAAUAAGGAGGAUAAUGAUGGUUUGGCUGCAUUACACCGUGCUGCUGAGAAUGGUCAUAUUGACGUCAUCAAAUAUCUGAUCAGUGAGGGAGCUGAGGCCAAUAAGGAGGAUAAUGGUGGUAAGACUGCAUUACACCGUGCUGCUGAGAAUGGUCAUAUUGACGUCAUCAAGUAUCUGAUCAGUGAGGGAGCUGAGGUCAAUAAGGAGGAUAAUCGUGGUGGGACUGCAUUUCACUGUGCUGCUUGGGGCGGUCAUAUUGACGUCAUCAAAUAUCUGAUCAGUGAGGGAGCUGAGGUCAAUAAGGAGGAUAAUGAUGGUUUGACUGCAUUACACCGUGCUGCUAACAAUGGUUAUAUUGACAUCAUCAAAUAUCUGAUUAGUGAGGGAGCUGAGGUCAAAAAGGAGGAUAGUGAUGGUUUGACUGCAUUUCACUGUGCUGCUUGGGGCGGUCAUAUUGACGUCAUCAAAUAUCUGAUCAGUGAGGGAGCUGAGGUCAAUAAGGAGGAUAAUGAUGGUUUGACUGCAUUACACCGUGCUGCUAACAAUGGUUAUAUUGACAUCAUCAAAUAUCUGAUUAGUGGGGGAGCUGAUGUCAAAAAGGAGGAUAAUGGUGGUGGGACUGCAUUACACCGUGCUGCUGAGAAAGGUCAUAUUGACGUCAUCAAAUAUCUGAUCAGUGAGGGAUCUGAGGUCAAAAAGGAGGAUAGUGAUGGUUUGACUGCAUUACACCGUGCUGCUGAGAAUGGUCAUAUUGACGUCAUCAAAUAUCUGAUCAGUGAGGGAGCUGAGGUCAAUAAGGAGGAUAAUGAUGGAUGGACUGCAUUACACCGUGCUGCUGAGAAUGGUCAUAUUGACGUCAUCAAAUAUCUGAUCAGUGAGGGAGCUGAUGUCAAUAAGGAGGAUAAUGAUGGAUGGACUGCAUUACACCGUGCUGCUGAGAAUGGUCAUAUUGACGUCAUCAAAUAUCUGAUCAGUGAGGGAGCUGAGGUCAAUAAGGAGGAUAGUGAUGGUGGGACUGCAUUACAAUGUGCUGCCAACAGUGAUCAUAUUGACGUCAUCAAAUAUCUGAUCAGUGAAGGAGCUGAGAUCAAUAAGGAGGAUAAUGGUGGUGGGACUGCAUUACACCGUGCUGCUGAGAAGGGUCAUAUUGACGUCAUCAAAUAUCUGAUCAGUGAGGGAGCUGAGGUCAAUAAGGAGGAUAAUGAUGGUUUGGCUGCAUUACACCGUGCUGGUGAGAAUGGUCAUAUUGACGUCAUCAAAUAUCUGAUCAGUGAGAGAGCUGAGGUCAAUAAGGAGGAUAAUGAUAGUCGGGCUGCAUUACACUAUGCUGUUGAGAAUGCUCAUUAUGACGUCAUCAAAUACCUUAUCAGCCAAGGAGCAGAUGUGAAUAAGAGAACAGCCAAUGGCUGGACUGUGUUGCACUGUGCUGCAACAAAUUGCAGUUUUGGCGUCAUCGAAUAUCUGCUCAAAUUUACAGGUGAGGUAAAUCGAAACGCAGAAGAUCAACACGCAUUGCUCUCAAAAGGUGACUCCCUGGAGGUGAAUAAAGCAGACAAUGAAGGGAGAACAUCAUUACACAUCGCUGUUCAGCAUGGUUACAUUAACGUUGUUAAAUUCCUGCUUACAGGUGGAGCACUUAGUGACACAGAAGACAUUCGCGGCCAAACACCCUUACAUCAAUCGAUUACCCUUGGGCAUAGAGACAUUGCUGGUCUGCUUAUCGACAAGUUGAAUGCUAAGAAUGAUUCAGUGGCCAUCCAUCUAGCUGUGAUGUACGGACUUACAUCCAUCAUUGAAAGGAUGAUUGCUAAAGGAUCUGAUAUCAAUGUACAGUCUAAUGACGGUCAGACAUGUCUUCAUAAAGCUAUCAAAUUAUGCUACCAAAAGAAACAGAAUGUUGAAGGCACCGAAACACUCAGAAAGGUAUCCGAAAAAUACUACAGUGGCAGGUUAUCUCCUGAGAAGGCAUUGGUGUUCUAUCUCUUGGAACAUGGAGCCAGGAUUGAUAUUAAGGAUGAAGCAGAUUGCCUACCAAUCCACUAUGCAAAGGAUGAAAUGAUCAGACAGAUGAUAUUGGCAAGAUUACCUUCCUUGGAUGAUGUACAGUUUACUAAAGAUCGGCUAUCCAACUCUUCUGAUGCCUCGGUCAAAGUCAACAGAAAUUCUAGUCAGGAAAUCAAUCUAGAAGACCUUGGAAUAUCAAUGUACCUUCCUCCUGGAGCGGUUCCACCUGAUGUUUCUUGUCAGAUCACCCUAACCAUCCUAAGAGACAAUCCUGGUGUCGAUAUCACUGAAGGAGAAUCAAUGGCCUGUUAUGGGAUCAAGUGUGACCCUCAACCUUUGAUCUUCAACCAGCCUGUUAAGAUCACUAUACCACACUCUUCUUUGGUCGUCAAUCCAGAGCAGGUGAAACCAGACAUCGUUUGUCGUGUGUGGGACUCAAUCAAGGAUCUACCGAAAACUCUAAGGAAGCAGUCAUCCAGCUCACCAGACAAACCACCAUACUGCAGACUGUACAAGAAACAUCUUGAGUUGUACAUUGGCCACUGUGCGGAGUGGUGGGUUCUGAUUCCUCUUGAACAACAGGUGAUCCGACAGCAACUUAUUUGUACUCCAUACGUCCCAUACAGGAUCGAAAGAGGAAAAGAGCUUGCAGUUAAUCUUCAGUUGUGUAACGACCUACCUGGAAACGAAGCGGCAACACAAGAGAAGUCGAGACAACAAUCUUACCAUAGAUGUCAUCGCUCGGUCCCUUUCAAUGUUGAAACAAAGGCUGGUGACGUCACAAUCACGUGCCAUCGUGAAGGAGGAGAAAUUGAGAGCCAGAUCGUUUCUCUUAGGGACCUUCUAGCCAAGAUAAGCCAAUGUAUAUCGAUAUACGUUCCACCCAGUGAAGGCGAUCUAAACUUUGCAGUGAUUACCAUAACAAUUACACAGGCUGGGAAGCUUGGGAUUUCACGAUCUAUUGCCUUUGUCAUCAGAUAUACAGAUGGACCUCUGUGCCAAUUUCUCUCCGAACAGACAGACUUCACUAGGACACUCCAAGAAGUAAAGAACAGUGACCUACAAUCGGACGUAGACUUUCUAACAAUAGCCCAGACAAUGGACGUAAAUCAGUUCUAUGAUAUGGGCAUAGCUCUUGGUUUCACCAUAGCCGAGUUGGAUCGGGUAGAGUACAGGAGAUUCCGAGAUAGGCAGAAAGCUACCUAUGACAUGCUACUGGCAUGGAGAGGGAGACAAGCAUCUACCCAAGCAGCAAAGAAUACCCUCAUCACAAUUAUAGAAUCAUUCAACUCAUCUUCAAAUGAUACAACUUUCCCAGAUAUUGACCCAACUGAAGAGAUUCCUGACUGCACGCUAUUACAAUUUUCCCGUCGCAUUAACAAAGAGAAAUUCUAUGAGAUUGGCAAGCAACUGGGAUUUGACGAUUUAGAGUUACAGCACAUCGAGCAUCGUUCCCUGUACAAUAGGAAGGAUGCUAACAUUCAAAUGCUCUCGAUGUGGAAAGCAUCUCAAAUAUCAUCAGAUAAACCGGAUGAAAAACUGAAGAUGGUCUGGGAAUCUUUAAAUGAGGCUUCAAACGUGAUGGACAUGAAUGAUGAUGAGAAUAAUGAUGACGUGACUCCUCUUCACCCGGACGUGAAUUCUGACCCAUCACCUCAAGAACCAGAUGAGGAUGAAGAUGAAGAGAAUGAAGAUUGGAAGAUCAUCGAAUACUCAGAGUCAGACAAAGAUGAAACUAUUGGCGACAUCGACGGGUAUGGAGGUUCACCUAGUAAUUCAGAACUGUGUAGCGUCGUUCGUCCGGUGGCGAAUGUCACGUUGGCCUUAGACCUAGCUAAAGCUCUUCGUUUGGACGUUAAUGACAUCAUAGUUCUCAUUGCUCCUCGCGAUCCUGCAUUAAUGGAGAGACUAGCAUGGAGACUCUUUCAUCAAUGGUGUAGACGUCUAGAAAGACAGGAGAAGGAAGAGAAGGUGUCUGCGCUUCUUCAAGGAUACAACAUCGAAGACGCUCAAACAGGUAUUGGUGAAAUCUGUGCCAAAAUCCGGACAACUCCAGACCUCAUCGACCUCUCUCAAAGGUUGGAUCUGCCAGCUUCUGAAAUUCUUCAGGUGAUGGCUUCAUCUUUGACCUUUCAACCUGCCUCGAUACGUCGGAUGGUACUACAAAUGCUUCAGAAAUGGGCCAAGCAAGGAGGAACAAGGCUGAGGUUGCUUGAAAUGGUUCAAGCUUUUAAUUUCAACGAUGCUGCAGAUCACAUAGCCCGAGCAAUACCAAACCACCCAGGUUUCUUGGAUCAUUUCACACAUGGCAUCAUUGAUCAUGAUGGUGGAGACCUGAACUUAGACGAACCUGAUAUCCGGGUAUCCAUUCCUUCAGGAGCGAUCCCCAAAGGAAUGAAAUCACUUCUCACUCUCACUGUCCUCAAUGUGGGUACAUCUGACUUCCCCCUGGGUUCUGGCGAAAUUCUCCUAACACCAAUCAUCCAAUGUUCCUGUAACCAUCAUCUUCUCAAACCUGCCACUGUAGCGCUUCCACACUACAUUGCUCCAUAUCGAUACCAGCAGAAGAAGAAAGACUUAAUGCGUGUGAAGCUUUAUAGCAAAAUAGGACCAGGAGAAUAUGGGUACAAGACUUUGCUUCCUGAAUCGACAAGAGAUUUUGAGAUCUCAGAAGACAAGAUUAGCUUCUCAACACGUCAUCUUGAAUACUUCGCUUUGUCUUCAAACGACAUCCAUGGAGUUCAAUUCAUCUGUGAAGUAUCACAGCCUCUUUUCAUCAGCAACUCCUUACACCCAACUCUGCGAAUCUGCAUCGCACAUCCUUACAACAAUGACUCUACAGGUGUAAGACAGAAUUACAGCUUAUCGGAACAUAUCUACAAAGUAACAACUGUAAUCAAAUUGCGUCUAGAAUCUGCUGAAGAUGACAUCAAACUGUCAUGUCUUUCUGGCUCGGAGAAUACCCGAGAAACUGUUCAUCCGCGUUCCCUACUAUCCGGAGGUUGUAAUACUAUACACGUCAAUCUACCGCCCUCUAGUGAUAACAAGAGUGUUCGUGUUUGCAUUGAGCAGGGCACGUCAUUAAUAGCAGAACAAGAAAUUAAUAUCUCUAGAGAAGUGGAACCUGACUACGAAAAAAAUCAAAGAAGAGGCCGAAUGAAGUUCGUUUCGAACGACAUGAUAGAGCUGUUGACUGAUUUAGUCUAUGAAGCAAAGGAUGCUCGUGAGCUUGGCUACAAGCUCAGUUUCUCCCACUCACAGGUGGAGAAGUACCUUGUCAGGGCAGAUUCAUCAGCUAGCAGUGUUUCAAAAUCUGGUCUUAAAGAGAUGCUUCAAGACUGGAGAAAUCGUGUCCGACCUAGUGAACAGGUUCAGAAAUUUCAACUUGCUUUAGAGGCCGUUGGGUUAAGAAAUGAAGCUGAAAUCAUUAUUUCAUGACCCUUAAAGGGUUCCAUAACAUUUGCUCCGGCGGCAAUUGCUCCGAUGGAAAAUCUACACAUUAAGCGAAACAUAAAACCUAACCUCUAAGACUAAAUAAACCCUAAUCGUAAUCAUUGCAAUAUUCUGAACCAAAAACUCUAUCAUAAUCCUAACUCUAAUCCUAUGCCUUCUGAGAUAUUAAGACCGGAGCAAUUGUCGCAGGAGCAUAUGUCGUGUCACCCCCUUAAAGUAUAGUUGAUCCUCACCGGCUCAAAUAAUUUUCUUCGACCCUUCCAAUUCUUCUGAAGUAAGUGUAGUAACUAGAAGGUAAUUCAGUUUAUUCAUAUUAAAUGGACACCAAGUAUUUAGAAAUAUGUUAUUUUUGGAUUGAAAGGAAGUCCAUAUUUUAAAUACCACAUGAUAGAUAAUACCAUGUAGGUGUACGGAGAGGGUCCAUGAUGGUGAUACGUCGAUGUUCAUGACAUAUUCUAUACUUACAGCGACAAGUAGCUUCAUUUAUUCGUUCGCUUGUGAUUGGCAAAGGUUGUAAAUGAAUUAUUUUGUAGCUGAAAUUAUAAAUUAUAUCUAAUAUGAUGUUGAAUAGUAUUUUCUGUGCCAAAAUUGAUAUCUUCGACAGACAUAAUCUCCAAAUGGGAAAACACAUAUUAUGCAGAGAAUUAUAUGUACAUACAAUACAAUGUUAGAAUUACAACAUUCAUUCAUUUAAUUUACUCCAUCUUCAUGUAUAUGUAUAUAUACUUAUAUAUAGGGUUUACAAUUUAAUGAGGCAUUUAUCCAUAACAUGUGAGCCCCUUGAAAAGCAGAGGGCUUAUCAGAGGGGGCCAAGCAUACAUGUAGCUUAACAAUGCAUAUAACAUGAAAAGAAUAAUUAGAACAGUAAUAAAGAAAAUCGGUGGUUUGUACAACUUGUAAUACUGGUUACGACGUAAGACAAUAAAAUAAUAAAGUAAACAAAUAAAUUAACAUCUGAAUUUGAAAUGACAGAAAAUGAAAGUAAUUGUAUACCAUAUGAGUAUUAUACAUUGACCAAUAUUUUGAGAAUGUAUGUAUGGAAGUUUGAAUGCCACCUGUUUAUACAUGCAGCUAUUUAUCUUGAAGUGUCUGCAAUAGUAUAGCCAACUCCUUACUAGUCGUAAUGUAUUACAUCUAAAGUAGAUACAGAGCUCGUAAUUCAGGAAACUCUUUCUAAAUCUAAGAAAGUUGUUUAGCAGUAGUAUCCCAGAAUCUGACUUACCACUUUCUAGACUUUAUAAAUACCAUUAAUGUUGCAUUAUUUAAAAUGUUUUGUCUUAAGUCAUUUGUCAUAAGUUAUAAUGUAGGCCCUGAAGUCCUGCAAGAAUGCAUUAUAUGAAAACUUUUUUUUUCGUUUGUGUCCGCGAGUGUGUACAACAGUAGUGAUAUUUAAUAAAAUUCUGACUCUUUCGUGGUUUCGUUAUUUUCUUGAAUUCUGCAAUGUAAUAUAUAAAAAUUAAGCACACAGAGUAUAGGAGCUUUGUGUAAAAUGAUUUAAAGAAUAAUUAUUUUCUUGUAAAUGACGUGUAUACUUGCAUAUCUAACAUACUGCGUGAAAUCUCGUAGGGAAAAUGGUUAUUUUCUGGUUGAUUAUACACCAUAUCAUAUAAGAUAGAAAUAUAAUCAUAUAAAAGGCAGAUUUACUAAUUUGAUAUCUGCGUUAUUUCCAGAUUUGUUGGAAUAUAAUUUUUCGGUGUUUAUAGUUUCGUUUGUUUCAUUUUAUUGUUUAUAUAUCCGGUUUUGUGUAAUCCUUAUUAGCCUUUACUGAGAUAUUAAAUGUCGAUCGACCUAUGUUACAACCAACUCCGAUUUUCUCAGUUUGAAUUUCAAGUUUUAAGUUGUUUAUUUUAUCAGCACUAAUGAAAGGAACCCGCGGUUGACCAUUUAUGUUCAGUGAUUUUAUAUUCAUAUCACCUGAUUUAUUCACAUAACUACAAUUUCAGUUAUCAUUCCAUUCAAUUUAGAUUUGAAGGCCAUCUAACGUGUAAAAGUUUUUGCUAAACGUUUUACUAUGUGACUAACAUUAUAAGCGAGCAUACAAAUCUUAAAAAAAGGAUUAUAUCGUUUCUUUGUAAAUAUUUCGACGCUGCUUUUGUAAAUAGUUAUCACACACUCUUGGUUAUUCAUGUUUUCAAUGUAAAAUAGAAUAUUCUUACGACUUAAGUGGUAGCAUAUCAGAAAGAUAUAAGCAAAGAUUAUUCCCUUCCAUUUUCAGGUAAUUCCACACUUGCUGAGUCAUUUUAUAUCAACAAGACAAACAAUAAAACAAAUUUUGAACGUGAUGAAAAUAUUUUAUAGAAAUAUACAUCAACUUGAACACGUCUUUACUCUGUACCAUCCACACGAGACACACAAUGUUUUUAGAGUAUGAACAAGAAUAGCUGACAAAAGAAACAAUGAGGGGAUUUCCAAAACAAAGGAUGUCACACGCAAUUUGUAUGCUCUCUACUAUUCAUACCUUAUAUUAAAAAAGUAUACCGUAAUGUGUUCUACACAGCAAAAACUGUGGUGUUAACCGGUCUACAUAUAGGACCACACCGGUUAUUUUACACCGGUGUUAAAUUGGUGGUGUUAGUUUUACAUAUAUAGGUGUUAUUACAACACCUAUGGUUGUUACAUUUACACACUUUGGUGUUAUGUUCAAUCUCUAGGGUGUUAUUUUAACACCUCAAGGUGUGGUCCUCUAUUAACACCAAUUGGUGUCAGUUUUAACACCACAGUUUUUACAGUGUAUGGUUAUCCUUGUUUUCAUAAAAUGUACCCACUAGGUAUAUCUAAUAUUUGGGGAAAAAGGGAAAUUUACAGUCGAUCGACAAUCAAAAUAAAAUACAGCUGCGUAUUCAAAAUUACUUGUAAAUAUAAUAUUGAUAUUCGAUAUACGCUUCGUGAUGUUGUAGAGACAAGCUAUGUAGAAAUGUGUACUGCAGCUGAAAUGAUCGCUUUAUAUGCAAUUAUCAUGCAUUAUGACGUUCAUAAAAUUAUUAUUAUGAUGGUGAUAAAGCUUCUGCGACGAUGGUUCGAUAGUAUUUUCUGAACAAACUGUAUAUAAAUAAUGAUUACAUAUCAAUGCUAUUCCAUAUCGUUUACAAGUACAUAUAAAUUGAUUUGAGAAUCUUUUAUAAUUUUUGGUAUGUUACACAAGUUUGAGGUGAGUCAGACGCUUAUAUCUGAUUAUUAUUUUGUUUAAUUUUACCAUUCAUUUGACUUGUUAGAAGUAGUUUAGAAUUAUACUCAUGUAUUUUUCUUAGUGUAAUUAUGACAGUGGCGUACCUAGGAUUUUCCACAGGGGGGGCAAAAUCGGCCGCCAAAAAAAUUGACAAGCAAAAAAAAAAAAAAAAAAAAGGUCUUCAAUAAAAAAUAAAGGUUAUUGUACCAGAAAAAAAAUUGACAAGCAAAAAAAAAAAAAAAAAAAAAAAAAAAGGUCUUCAAGCUCGUCAGGGGGGCAUAAAAGGUCUUUCAAGCUCGUCAGGGGGGGCAGUGAUAUGUAUUUUGUAUGGGUUGUGGCUCGUCAGGGGGGCAGAGUGCCCCCCCCUGCCCCCCCCCCCCCGUAGGUACGCUAGUGAAUUAUGAUGCUAUUAAAGAGGAGUAGGAAUAUUUGUGUAGUAGCCAUAUAGGAUCAAACAAAAUCAACAACAAAGCGAUUAGACUGAACGUAUUAAUAAGAACCUUUAAGUUUUGGAAUUUAUAUCAUAAACUCACAUCUUGAGAAUGGAGAGGCAAAAACAAACAUGUAAGCUUCAACGUCGUACGUUUUAUUGAUUGAUGUACUGUAAUCUUUGAAAAACUUGAUCUCUGUAUCUUGAUGAUAAACUGCUAUUAUACAUUGGGAAAUAAAAGCAUUUAUAUACAACUCGA
Messenger RNA from Lytechinus pictus (painted urchin), 10884 nucleotides. RefSeq lists its product as uncharacterized. NCBI's taxonomy places the organism in Eukaryota, Metazoa, Echinodermata, Echinoidea, Temnopleuroida, Toxopneustidae. The record is from RefSeq and is a predicted model, not a curated record. Gene Ontology annotation, biological process: signal transduction; innate immune response. The coding region runs from base 1 to 7014 and encodes 2337 amino acids. Gene Ontology annotation, cellular component: cytoplasm. Gene Ontology annotation, molecular function: protein binding. The transcript is spliced from 21 exons.